This is a messenger RNA of Boleophthalmus pectinirostris (great blue-spotted mudskipper), 1686 nucleotides long. It is a transcript of the gene foxf2b, whose product is annotated as forkhead box F2b. NCBI's taxonomy places the organism in Eukaryota, Metazoa, Chordata, Actinopteri, Gobiiformes, Gobiidae. Gene Ontology annotation, biological process: regulation of transcription by RNA polymerase II; animal organ morphogenesis. The transcript has 2 exons. The record is from RefSeq and is a predicted model, not a curated record. Gene Ontology annotation, molecular function: DNA-binding transcription factor activity, RNA polymerase II-specific; RNA polymerase II cis-regulatory region sequence-specific DNA binding. Bases 186 to 1298 code for a protein of 370 amino acids. Gene Ontology annotation, cellular component: nucleus.
CCAUUUUGCGCUGGGACUGUGAGGACCACUGGCGGUGCAUCACUCUCUGUGCAGACUGGACUCAACAAGAAGGAUACAGGACUCUCGAUCCACGUCUCUUUCACCAAUUUCUUACCAUCCAGAAAUCUAUUAUUUUUGUUUCCCCCUCUUUUUUGUGUAUUACGCCUUAGUGCGUCAGCGCUGUCAUGACCACAGAGACCCCUCAACAGCAGCUGGAUCCUCCUCAUCGCUCGAGCCCGUCUACGGGAGUGUUGCACCCCGCCAUGCUGAGUCCACAAGCCGCAUCAGAGAGCUCCUCCGUGGUUAAGGGGAAAAAGUCCAGCUCAGGGCUGCGGCGGCCGGAAAAACCCCCUUACUCCUACAUUGCGCUCAUCGUCAUGGCAAUCCAAAGCUCUCCGAGCAAACGGCUAACUCUCAGUGAGAUAUAUCAGUUCCUGCAGGCUCGGUUCCCCUUUUUCCGCGGCUCUUACCAGGGCUGGAAAAAUUCCGUGCGCCACAACUUAUCUCUGAACGAGUGUUUUAUCAAACUGCCCAAAGGCCUAGGCCGUCCAGGUAAGGGCCACUACUGGACCAUCGAUCCAGGCAGUGAAUUCAUGUUUGAGGAGGGCUCGUUUCGGCGCAGACCGCGGGGGUUCAGGAGGAAGUGCCAGGCUCUCAAGCCCAUGUACCGCAUGAUGAAUGGCAUAGGGUUCGGGACAUCAAUUCUGCCGCAGAGUUUUGACUUCCAGCCGCAGUCCAGCCUGUGCCCCAGUAACAGUUACGGCCUGGAUAUGAUGAACAGCUCAAUGAGCAGUGGAUACGACCACCACGUGGCCCACAUGUCACCCAGCCCCGGGUCCACGUACAUGGCCAGUUGUCCAGUGCCGCCCAGUGGUGACUACGGCGCGGACAGCAGCAGUAGCCCGGUACCGUCCUCCCCGGCAAUGGCCAGCGCACUUGAUGGGCACUCACCAUACACAAGCUCCUCUGCACAUUGGGCGUCAGCCAGCGGCUCUCCGUAUAUCAAGCAACAGCCAUUGGCGUCCAGCAGCCCAGCAUCCACAGCACUGCACUCAGGGAUGUCACCCUAUUCUCUGGAGCAGAGCUACCUGCAUCAGAACCGGGACAGCCACAGCGAUAUCUCAGUGGGCAUCCCUCGUUACCAGAGCCACUCCUCUGUGUGCGACAGGAAGGACUUUGUGUUGAACUUUAACGGCAUCUCCUCUUUUCAUCCAUCGGCAUCAAGCUCAUACUACCACCACCAUCACCACCACCAUCCCCAGAGCGUGUGUCAGGACGUCAAACCUUGCGUCAUGUGAGCGCGCGCUUUGUUGGACUUGAAGACAAAUAUCCACGAGACACAGUGUGACUGUGACCUGAGGACACACUCCUGGCCUUUACCAGGCAUGUUUAUGAAGGACAUCCAAGCGUGCCUUUGCGCCAGAACACUUCUUUACCCGAAUAUGCACCGAAAAAAAAAGUGAAUCAAUGAAGAAACUCCCGGGGCCUUUCAGAAACCACUUUGCCUUUUCCCAAAAUGCCUUAAAGACACUUAUUGUGUUUGCUUUUGUAACAAUUAUAAUAUCUGUAUUGAUGUUUAUUUCUGUAUAGUAACACACGCGAAGCUUUAAACGUGAACGGCAUCAAACCUUGCACUUAUUGUAUAACCAUUUGGCAACUUUUGCCCUGUAAACGGUUUCAAUAAAA